UUAUCUGAUCGAGUACAUAAAGAGGGUACACCAAAAUGGCCAGCCCACUUAGAAAUAUUAUCAUUAUUGGAGGGUCUUAUGUGGGAAAGACGACAGCCCAAGAGCUCGCCAAGGUGCUACCAAAUACGCAUAGGGUCCUCUUGAUCGAGCCCCACAGUCAUUUCCACCACCUCUUCACCUUCCCUCGGUUCGCUAUCGUCCCAGGACAAGAACAUAAAGCCUUUAUUCCGUAUACUGGGCUCUUCCCUACCUCUUCAAACCCAGUGCGACAUGCGAUUGUGCAAGCCAGGGCCCUAUCCGUACAACCACGGCAUGUAAUAUUAGAUCGUGAAUGGCAAGGCUCACGCCAAAUCCCCUUUGACUACCUCGUUGUCGCCACUGGUACUAAUCUCGUUCAACCGGCGGGUAUGAGGAGGGAUGACAAACUCUCCUCCGUUGCAUAUCUACAGAAUCACCAAAAUGACGUGAAAUGCGCCAAGUCAAUUUUGAUUGUUGGCGGUGGUGCAGUCGGCGUGCAGAUGGCCACGGAUUUGAAGGAGUAUUAUCCGGAUAAGGAGAUUACUGUCGUGCAGUCUCGCCCCCAGUUAAUGCCCGGGUUUCACGAAGGGCUGCAUAAUCUCGUGAAGGAGCGGUUCGACGAGCUUGGUAUCAAAUUCGUCACAGGGUCUCGCGUCAAGAUCCCCUCUGAGGGAUAUCCCAAGCACAGAGGGUUAUUUAACGUCGAACUCACCAAUGGAACACAAUUGUCGACAGAGUUCAUGAUUCUGGCUACUGGCCAAACACCGAAUAACAACCUUAUCUGCGAUCUCAUCCCUUCAACGAAGGAAUCGCUGAUCAACCCCGAUAAUGGCUUUAUCCGGAUUAGGCCCACGAUGCAAUUCUUGGACCCCCAGUACUCUAACCUUUUUGCAGUCGGUGACAUUGCAGAUACCGGGCUGCGCAAGGCUGCUCGACCCGGCUCGGCACAGGCAGCGGUUGUUGCGAGGAACAUCCAGGCAUUGAUUGAAGGGAAGAAUCCCGAGGAUGUUUUUCCCCGAAUGCCCGCGGCGAUUCAUCUCACGCUAGGAAUGAAAUAUAAUGUGAUCUUCCGGAAUCCAAAUGAGGCAGAAGGACAGACUGAGCCCACUAUUAUAAAGAAGUUUGAUGGAAAAGAGGAUAUGAAUGUUGAGGCGUUUUGGGAGCGUCUGGGAGUAUCGAUCGAGAGCUCAAAUCAGUAUCAUCUGUAAUCGGCUCUGAAGUUUUCGCGGGUUAAUAUGUACAUACAUGAUGGCCUGCUUGGUUUCACGACGUAGCUAGAGGCUACUUGUCCUGAGCACCAUGAAGAGGUACAAGCCUUGCUUAGGGUGUUAUACACAGGGCCCGUACAACUAGGAGUGCUGGUGCUGGG
This is a messenger RNA of Aspergillus alliaceus, 1387 nucleotides long. Its product is annotated as NAD(P)/FAD-dependent oxidoreductase. Lineage: Eukaryota; Fungi; Ascomycota; Eurotiomycetes; Eurotiales; Aspergillaceae. The record is from RefSeq and is a predicted model, not a curated record. Gene Ontology annotation, molecular function: electron-transferring-flavoprotein dehydrogenase activity; flavin adenine dinucleotide binding. Gene Ontology annotation, cellular component: cytoplasm. The transcript is spliced from 8 exons. Bases 36 to 1226 code for a protein of 396 amino acids.